This is a messenger RNA of Phaethon lepturus (White-tailed tropicbird), 800 nucleotides long. RefSeq names its product solute carrier family 22 member 13-like. Gene Ontology annotation, biological process: transmembrane transport. NCBI's taxonomy places the organism in Eukaryota, Metazoa, Chordata, Aves, Phaethontiformes, Phaethontidae. The record is from RefSeq and is a predicted model, not a curated record. The transcript has 4 exons. Gene Ontology annotation, molecular function: transmembrane transporter activity. The annotation marks the transcript as partial.
AUGUCAGGUGUUGGGGUAAUUUUGAAAGCGGUUGGUGAUUUUGGGCCAUUUCAGAAAUGGCUGGUUCUGCUCACCUUGUUUCCCUGCCUCAGUGUGGCUUUCCACCAGUUUUGCCAACUCUUUAUGGUUCCACACAUGCCUCAUCACUGUGACACCAGCUGGAUCCGUGCCAUCGGCCCCAACCUGACUGAAGAAGAGCAGCUGAACCUCACCCUGCCCCGGGAUGCAGACGGGGCGUACGAGCAGUGCUCCAUGUACUCACCAGUGGACUGGGACCUCAGCUCCAUUGUGGCGUACGGCCUGAACGCCACAGAGAAGUGCAGCAGUGGCUGGGUGUCCCCCUCAGCACAACCGCCGUCCCUGCUGACCGAGUUUGACCUGGUGUGUGACAGGAAGGACCUGAACGACAUCUCCCAGUCUAUCUACAUGCUGGGGCUCUUCCUAGGAUCCAUGAUCUUUGGGCCACUAAGUGACAGGAUUGGACGCCGGCCUGUCAUUCUGAUCUCCAUCUUCCUCCAGGGCUUGUUUGGUGUAGGAAUUGCCUUCGUGCCCCAUUUCUAUGUGUACAUGGCCUUUAGAUGUGUUGUGGGGGCUUCGGUGUCAGGGGUCACCAUGACGAUACUGGCCUUAGCUACAGAAUGGGUUGGUGUCUCUUCUCGGCCAAAGGCAGUGCUUAUUUCUCACUGCUGUUUCGCCAUUGGACAGAUGCUUUUGGCUGGCUUGAGUUAUGGUAUUCGCAACUGGAGGCUGUUGGAGAUUGCAGGAUCUGCUCCUGUAUUUGCCUUUUUCUUCUACAUCCA